Molecule: messenger RNA, 3886 nt
Organism: Stegodyphus dumicola
Lineage: Eukaryota; Metazoa; Arthropoda; Arachnida; Araneae; Eresidae
Gene: Megf8
Product: multiple EGF like domains 8
Molecular function (GO): protein binding; calcium ion binding
Source: RefSeq, a predicted model, not a curated record
AUGAUUACUGUUUUUGCUGUAUCUCUCAGGUGUGCCGUUACUUGUGUCCAUGGCUAUUGUUCAGAUGCUCCAGAUUUUAAAUGCAUAUGUGAUCUAGGGUGGACAGGAGAAGACUGCAGUAUAAACUGUGGAUGUAACAACCACAGUACAUGCAGUAAAGGUAUUGGAAAAUGUGAUAAAUGCCAAGAUAGGACUGAAGGCAAGUUCUGUGAAAAAUGCAGCUCUGCAAGUUAUGGUGAUGCAACCAGUCCAAGUGGAUGCCAGAAAUGUAACUGUAAUGGCCAUGGUGAUAAGGAACUGGGAUACUGCAAUUCUACUACAGGUUUAUGUUUUUGUUUGGAUAAUACAAUUGGUCCUAAAUGUGAAAAAUGCAAAGAUGGUCACUAUGGAAACCCAAGGAAUGGUGGUGAAUGUUUUGAAGAAUGUCAUCCUAGAAAAGUGAUCACAAAUGCAUUUAAAGGGAAAUUUGGUAGUCCAUCAUUUUCUUACCCUUCACAAGAUUGUCUUUGGCUUUUAACUGUCCACUCUGUCAUCGACAUGAAAUCACUCUUAGGUCCCAUGCAAAGCACAGGAAGUUUUCUGCAAGUAACCAUAUAUAAAGACAUAAAUGUACCUUGUCCACACAAUCACAUAUAUGUGUAUGAUGGUCUUCCUAAUUUUGUGGCAUCUGGACACCCAAAUAUUCUUCUUGGUGCAUAUUGUGGCUCUAAUCUAAGUGAGCCUAUCAUAGCUACUGCAUCCUCUGGCUAUCUUACCAUCCAUUUCAAACGAGAUAAAUUAGCCCAUGGGUUCAAUGCUUCAUAUGCUAGAGUUCACAAAAAUAUCACAUCUUCCAGUCAAGAACUUUGUAACAGUACUUUGUCGGUUUCUGCAAAUGGCACAUCUUGCAUAUCUGCCAGCUGCCCUAAUAAUUGUUCCAGCUCAAAUCAAGGAAAAUGUGUUAAGAUGUAUGGUAUAUGUGUUUGUACAAAUGGCUUUGGAGGAAAUGACUGUUCAAUUAAGUCAUCAGUGCAUCAUUUAGUAUGGUCUACCAUGUACAUCUACCAACAAACUAUUCGAAAUGAUUCAAUCAUCCAUUUGCCUUCAGGAAGGAUAGGGCAUUCUUUAAUAGCAUUGAAAGAUGUGCACUCUGAACAUCUGUUGCUCUUUGGAGGAUAUUCUUCAAAUUUUGGAUGUUUAAAUGAUCUUUUUAUUUAUAACACAUCUAGCCACUUAUGGAUGGAAAUUGUUACUGACUAUAAUCCCCCACCCCGUCACUUUCAUGCAUCUGCUGCAUGCAAUAAUUCCCUUUACAUAUAUGGUGGAUUAGAUGAGCAUGAUGUACUUAGAGACUUUUGGGAGUUUGAUACAUUGAAUGAAGUUUGGAUUCAGCUUCCAGAGAUUUCAACAUCUGCAGGUGUAUUAUCAAUGGCUGGCUCUACACUGACUACAGUAAAUAAUGAUCGAAUUUUAUUAAUUGGUGGAUUUUCCGCAUUGUAUGGUUUUUUUGAGAAAGUAAUGGAAUUUAAUAUUGAAGACAGAGAGUGGUAUGUCAUCAAUUCAACUGGUGCUCAACCAAUAGGUCUGUAUGGUCAUACUAGUGUCUAUCACCCGAACACUGAAAGCAUAUAUAUAUUUGGAGGAAUUUCAUAUGAAAUAGAGCAUGUAGCACCCAGUAGCUUUCUUUAUGCAUUUCAUUAUCCAUCCAGGCAGUGGUUUCGAUUGCCUCCAGCUAAUAAAGUGAAUAACUUAGGAAGUCCUUUGCCUAGGUACUUUCACAGCUCUGUAGUGACUGAAAACUACAUGAUAAUAAUUGGUGGUCGUAGCUCUGCAAGCUUAGAAGAAUCAUCACAGCCUUUUGCUUAUGUAUUUGCUUGUAACUUAUGGAUUCCAUUAACAGAUGAAGCUAUUGAAGUCAUUGGAAACUGGCCAAAGCCAUUUGUAGCAGCUGGAGCUACAGUUGCAAAUGGUGAUAUUUAUUUUUAUGGAGGCUAUGAUGGUCAACUUUUAAAACUUUCCCUGCCUUUAGACAUAUGUCGCUUAUUUUCUGCUAAUCGUGUUGGUUGUGUUCAGCAGACAGGAUGUGCUUUUUGCUCUGUCAUUGAAAAUGGAGCUAAUCAAACAUUCUGUUUUUCUCAAGAUCAACAAGAUCAAAAUAGAUGUUACAAUCCCAAAGAAUCGGCGACAUUUUUGCAGUCUUUAUCAUGUAAUAAAGAACUGGUGGAGAAACGUAACUGUCAUCACUUUACAUCGUGCACAGAUUGUGUAACUUCAUGGCCAUUUCACAAAAAUGCUAAACAAGUUUGUCAGUGGUGUUCCAAUUGUCGAACUGGGCGCUGUAUACCUGCUGGAUCUUCAUGUGAUGAUGAAAAUGACUGUAAUAUUCCUAGAAAAGUAAUUGAAGAACCUUCUUUUUGUCCAUUAAGAGUGUGCGGAGCAUCUGAUUGUCAAAAAUGUGGAGCUCUUCAAAGCUGUAUUUGGACAAGACAAGCUCAACGCUCAAGUGGCUUUGGUCAUACAUUAAACCAGAAACCUAUAUUCAAUUGGGUCUGUGUAAUUGAAGAAAUUCAAGCUGCACCAUCUUUCUCCAUUGAUUCAAUGCCUCCGCUUGAAUGUCCCGGCAGCUGUAGUCAGUACUCAGAUUGUGCUUCCUGCCUUCAAAGUCAAGGAGGUGAAGGUGGCUGGCAUCAAUGUUUUUGGAGUGAAGUGCUUCAGAGUUGUAUGUCUCCAACUUUUGAAUUGCUGAAAUGUGAAGAUGGGUCUUGUGGACCUGUGUUACAUGGUAAUGAAUCAGUUUGCCCAGUUCCCUGUUGGCAGCAUUUCCAGGCAUCACAUUGCUUGUCACAGGCAAAUUGUGGUUGGUGUGCAUUUUCCGGGCCUGUAGUGGAUGGACGAGGUCUGUGCAUGGAGGGUGGAAUUAUGGGACCUAUAGGGGGAAUAUGUCGAGAGAAUCAAGUUCUCCUCCUUGGUCUUCCUUUACCAAGUCAAACUUUUAAAUGGUUUCAGUUGUCUGAAGGUCCCCCAACUUGGACAUAUUUAUCAAAACCUCCUGAAAAUGAAUGUAAAAAUGGGCAUCAUAAUUGUGAUGAUGCUCAUGAAGUAUGUGUAGAUACACCAGAUGGAUUUGAAUGCCCUUGUAAACCUGGAUAUAGAAUGAAAGGGGAACGUUGUACACCAACUUGCAAGCAAGGCUGUGUAAAUGGAACAUGCAUUCAACCUGAUGUGUGUCAGUGUAACUUUGGAUAUGUUGGUGCAAACUGUUCUAUAAUGUGCAAAUGUAAUGGUCAUAGCCAUUGCCCUGGACCUGAUAGUCUGGACCUUUGUUUAGAAUGCAAAAACAAUACUUUUGGUGAACAUUGUCAAAAAUGUAAGCCGUUGUUUGUGGGAAAUCCAGUAAAUGGAGGAAGUUGCAUUUCUUGCCAUGAAUAUUGUUACACACAUAGUUCAGUUUGUUUCCCUUCAGAUUUUAUGAAUGGUACUGCAAACUUAUCAUUUAAUCAAAGUCAGAUUAAUGAGUUACUUGAGAAACUCGUAGAAGGACCAUUGGAAGAUGCUGUCUGUAUUGACUGCAAAAACAAUACUGAAGGCAGAAGAUGCGAUCAAUGCAUAUCUGGUUUUUUCAAAGCAGGAGAACGUCUUGAAGAUGGGUGUCGUCCAUGUGAAUGCCAUGGACAUGGGGAUUCAUGUAACCCCUUAAAUGGAGAGAAUUGUAAUUGCCAAAAUAAUACAGAAACUGAUCGGCAGUGUUCUCAGAAGAAUAUGAAGAGUAUUAUGCAUAUGACACCUUGCUGGCAGUUACAGUGUUCUAAAUGCAAAGAUACAUUUCUUGGUGCCCCUUCACAUGGCCAUCAAUGUUAUCGCCAUAUGUAUUUAGAUAGAGAGUACUGCUUCGAUCCUGAUACUCAAU